Molecule: messenger RNA, 1851 nt
Organism: Mus caroli (Ryukyu mouse)
Lineage: Eukaryota; Metazoa; Chordata; Mammalia; Rodentia; Muridae
Gene: Hsf4
Product: heat shock transcription factor 4
Biological process (GO): regulation of DNA-templated transcription
Molecular function (GO): sequence-specific DNA binding; DNA-binding transcription factor activity
Source: RefSeq, a predicted model, not a curated record
GCGGCAAACGCAGCACUUUCGCGGCUUUGACAAGCCCGCAGCGGCCGGGCUGGAACGCUGAGCCCGGCCGGCCGAGACUGCGCCAUGCAGGAAGCGCCAGCUGCGCUGCCCACGGAGCCAGGCCCCAGCCCGGUACCUGCCUUCCUCGGCAAGCUAUGGGCGCUGGUAGGCGACCCAGGCACCGACCACCUCAUCCGCUGGAGCCCGGUGAGGGCUGGGGCCCCUCAACUCCUUCAGUGGUCCCCGGGAUCCCUCCAAUGUCUGUGAACACCCCUGUCCACCCAGCCCCCGCCUGGGUCUGGGCUAGUGGCACCAGCUUCCUCGUAAGUGAUCAGAGCCGCUUCGCCAAGGAAGUGCUGCCCCAGUACUUCAAGCACAGCAACAUGGCGAGCUUUGUUCGCCAACUCAACAUGUAUGGUUUUCGGAAGGUGGUGAGCAUCGAGCAAGGUGGCCUGCUCAGACCAGAGCGUGACCACGUUGAGUUUCAGCAUCCGAGCUUCGUGCGAGGCCGCGAGCAGCUACUGGAGCGCGUGCGCCGCAAGGUACCUGCGCUGCGAGGCGAUGACAGUCGAUGGCGUCCCGAAGACCUGGGCCGACUGCUGGGAGAGGUGCAAGCUUUGAGAGGAGUGCAGGAGAGCACGGAGGCACGGCUGCAGGAACUCAGGCAGCAGAACGAGAUCUUGUGGCGAGAGGUGGUGACUUUGCGGCAGAGCCACAGUCAGCAGCACCGGGUCAUCGGCAAGCUAAUCCAGUGCCUGUUUGGGCCACUUCAGACAGGGCCCAGCAGUACAGGAGCCAAGAGAAAACUGUCCCUAAUGCUAGAUGAGGGGAGCCCCUGUUCAGCAUCUGCCAAAUUCAAUGCCUGCCCCGUGUCUGGUGCUCUCCUCCAGGACCCCUACUUUAUCCAGUCGCCCCUCCCAGAGACCACGUUGGGCCUCAGCCCUCACAGGGCCAGAGGGCCCAUCAUCUCUGACAUCCCAGAAGAUUCUCCAUCUCCUGAAGGACACAGGCUUUCUCCCUCCAGUGGUGGCAGGAGGGUGAAGGGCCUGGCACUGCUCAAAGAAGAGCCGGCCAGUCCAGGGGGGGAUGGCGAGGCCGGGCUGGCCCUGGCCCCAAACGAGUGUGACUUCUGCGUGACAGCACCCCCACCGCUGCCCGUGGCUGUGGUGCAGGCCAUCCUGGAAGGGAAAGGGAGCUACAGCCCUGAGGGGCCCAGGAGUGUACAACAGCCUGAACCAAGGGGCCCCAGGGAGGUACCUGACAGGGGAACUCUGGGCCUGGAUCGGGGGAACCGGAGCCCAGAGAGUCUGCUACCCCCAAUGCUGCUUCGGCCUGCCCCUGAAACUCUGGAGCCCGUGGCACCUGUGGAUGUGCUCGGCCCUAGCCUGCAUGGACGAGAAUGGACCUUGAUGGAUCUGGACAUGGAGUUGUCUCUGAUGCAGCCCUUGGCACCAGAGAGGGGUGAAGCUGAGCUGACGGUCAAGGAGUUGAAUUCUUCAGGUGUAGGGAAAGACCACACACUGGGAACCCCACUCAUGCUAGACGUCCAGGCGGAUUUGGAGGGCGCAGCCCUGUCUGUGCCUGGAGCUUUAACCCUGUACAACGUCACUGAGAGCAACGCCUCCUACUUGGAUCCUGGAGCCAGUCCCUCCUCUCCCUGAGAUCUGCAUCGCUCUGAAAAAGCCUGGCUAAGGAACUAGCACGCAACAGCACACCCCUUUAGGCUUCCUGGCGCCCCCACCCGCCCCCACCCGCCCCCGCCCCCGGAAGGUGAGCGAAGCCCUCUGUAUGCGACAGCCUCCCUCCACUACCCCAGUGAAUCCUGCAACAUAAACUGCAUUCCCUACUCUG